Patiria miniata (bat star) is the source of this 1250-nucleotide messenger RNA. Its product is annotated as N-alpha-acetyltransferase 80-like. Gene Ontology annotation, biological process: protein acetylation. Bases 346 to 969 code for a protein of 207 amino acids. The record is from RefSeq and is a predicted model, not a curated record. Gene Ontology annotation, cellular component: cytoplasm. Gene Ontology annotation, molecular function: acetyl-CoA binding; N-acetyltransferase activity. The transcript is spliced from 2 exons. Lineage: Eukaryota; Metazoa; Echinodermata; Asteroidea; Valvatida; Asterinidae.
UCCGCCGCUCUUAAGCCACGAUGGCCUGGGCGAAAGGCUAUGGAUGACUCCGCUAGCAAUAACGGCAACUUUCGUGUCAGCGUCACGUUUUGUCAGGAAAUGUGUUCCUAAGGGCAUCCCAAAGUCAUUAAACUGUGGCUGCGUGAUUAAAGUUACUGCUAUGUGUUACGUGAUAUGGAUACGUGAUACACUUAACGUCAUUCGUCAUCAGUAAUGUUGAAGUCAACUGGAACUUUGAAGUAUCAUUAUAUCCUACAAACAUAGCUGGGCCAUUAGGCUAGAAAUAUAUUUCAGACCAAGGCUACAUACAGCAGUUAGUUGCAAACUGGAAUAGUUAAGUUCACCAUGGCGCAACGGGAAAACUUGAACGUUUCACUGUGCCCCCUUAGCACCCGCCAAGACCUGAUCGAGUCAUGUGCCGAGCUUAUAAAGAUCACGUGGCCGUGCAGCAAACCCGAGAGACUGCACCGAAUGGCGGCAGAGGAGACCAGCGGCCUACCAUGCUGUCUAGUCCUCAUCGAGCACAGGGAGGACGCCCCGGAUGCAGUGAUCGGGCAUACACGGUUUGUUAAGGUGAUGAGUCCUGAAACGCCUCCAAGUGCAUACGUCGAGGCCUUCUGCAUACAUCCAUCCAAGCGAGGUUUAGGUCUCGGGUCCAGGAUGCUGGACCUGGCUGAGCGCCAUACAUUCAAGAACUUUGGAUGUAAGCAAAGCUUUCUAAUAUGCCACGAAUCCCUGAUGGAUUUCUACAAACGGAUUUCAUAUCAGCUAUACCCGGUGUUGAAGCUUGAAACAGUGGGCGCCAAUUUGCUGUCACAUUUUGAUGGAGCUGCCACGUGGUACGGAAACAAGCCCCGGAAGGGCUGGGAAUUCGUGUACAGUGACGGCCCACACGCCUCUAAAGAAGACAUGGAAAUGAGAAUAUUCGGCCAUCUGACAAUGAGGAAAUAUUUGAAAGAUUAUUAUUAAAUAUUGACUUUCCCAAAGAAGUGCUCAUUUGAAAACGAAAAGUAACUCAGUCCUAGUUUGAUUACUAUCGCACAUACCACCGGUAAUUGCAAACUGGAAUAGUUAAGUUCACCAUGGCGCAACGGGAAAACUUGAACGUUUCACUGUGCCCCCUUCACACCCGCCAAGACCUGAUCGAGUCAUGUGCCGAUCUUAUAAAAAUCACGUGGCCGUGGAGCAAACCAGAGAGACUGCACCGAAUGGCGGCAGAGGAGACCAGCGGCCAUGGGCGUCGCCAGGAU